This is a messenger RNA of Quercus lobata, 1234 nucleotides long. RefSeq names its product TMV resistance protein N-like. Gene Ontology annotation, molecular function: ATP hydrolysis activity; ADP binding. The transcript is spliced from 3 exons. NCBI's taxonomy places the organism in Eukaryota, Viridiplantae, Streptophyta, Magnoliopsida, Fagales, Fagaceae. The record is from RefSeq and is a predicted model, not a curated record. Gene Ontology annotation, biological process: defense response; signal transduction. The coding region runs from base 167 to 1234 and encodes 355 amino acids.
AAGAACAACUAACAUUCAAUUUCUUCACUCUGCCAUUCCCAUUCUCUCUCAAAAAUCCAUUCAGAAAAACCUCUUAUUUUAAUUUUGAUUCACUUUCCUUUGCCUAAUUUCAUCAAGCUUUCUUUCUCCUCUUUCUUUUAGAUCUUCUCAAACGUACCAUUUCACUAUGGCUUUUCUGACAAACAAACAAGCCUCCUUUUCCUCCAUCACCCACCAAUACAAAUAUGAUGUGUUCUUGAGUUUCAGAGGGGAUGAUACUCGCAUGGAUUUUACUAGCCAUUUGAAUGGCUUUUUGAAGCUGAAGGGUAUUCAUACCUUCAUCGAUGAUGAACUCCCAAGGGGAGAAGAAAUUUCCACUGAACUUCUUGAAGCCAUUAAAAGUUCAAGGAGUUCCAUAAUUGUAUUCUCUGAGAACUAUGUAUCUUCUACCUGGUGCUUGGAUGAACUUGUCGAAAUUCUUGAGUGUAAGAAGAAUGGACAAAUGGUGUUACCAGUGUUUUAUAAGGUGGAUCCCUCGGAAGUACGUAACCAAAAGGGAAAAUUUGGAGAAACUUUAGCAAAACAUGAAGUAAAUAAUAUAAAGAAGGUGCAAAAAUGGAGGGAAGCUCUAAACAAAGCUGGUAGCAUAUCUGGUUUGACCUACAAGGACGGUUGCAGCUGCUCUCAAUUUGAAUUUAUUGAAGAAAUUUUUAAAGAGAUCUCAAGUGCUCAAUUAAAUCACAUGAAAUUAUCUGUUGCAAAAUAUCUUGUUGGAAUAGAUACUCGUGUAAAUGACGUCAUAAAUCGGUGUUUAGAUAUUAAAUCAAAUGAUGUCCGCAUUGUAGGGAUCUUUGGCCUUCCCGGAGUGGGUAAGACAACAAUUGCAAAAGUUAUUUUUAACACAAUUCAUUAUUGUUUUGAUGGAAGCAGCUUUCUAGAUAAUGUUAGUGAAAAAUCAAGGACAAAUUAUGGCGUAAUUCAAUUACAAGAGACACUUUGUUAUGAGAUCUUAGGGUAUCAAAAUUUGAAGGUGGGGAGUAUAUCUAAAGGAAUCAAUGUGACAAUUGAAAGGCUUCAUCGUAAAAGGAUUCUUAUAGUUCUUGAUAAUGUUGAAAAAUUGGAUGAGAUAGAAUUUUUUCUUGAAAAUUAUGAUAGGAUUACAUCUGGAAGUAGAAUCAUUAUAACCACAAGAGACAAACACUUGCUUGAUACUCUUACAAAAAAUAUUCAUAUUAUGCCAAAGGUCUUCCAUUAG